UCUAGGUUACGCCAAUAAGGGAUAGUGGUUGGAGACAGCGGAGAUUUCGCUUGGUCGCCUGCAUCAUGUCCCGUUUGUUGGUGCCCUGUCAUGUGAAAAGUACCGUAGCCCUGCAAGUGGGCGACAUGAGGACCUCCCAAGGUCGGCCUGGCGUACUGGUUGUCGAUGUCACCUUUCCCAACGUCGCGCCUUUCGAGUUGCAGGAGAUCACAUUUAAGAAUUACUACACAGCUUUUUUGAGCAUCCGUGUUCGUCAGCUUACCCCAGGGGCCACACCAGGCAAGUGGGUAACUUGCCUGCGGAACCGCUGUUUGAUGCCUGACCCGCACAGUGAGGAGGGAGCCCAGGAGUACGUAUCACUGUUCAAGCACCAGAUGCUGUGUGACAUGACUAGGGUGCUGGAGCUGCGUCUGAUUCUACGGCAGCCAUCACCACUGUGGCUGUCUUUCACAGUGGAGGAACUGCAAAUCUACCAGCAGGGACCAAAGAGCCCCUCCUUGUUCCCCAAGUGGCUUUCUCACCCAGUGUGCAAUGAGCAGCCUGCUCCCUGUGCUGAGCAGGGGCUCCCAGACCCCAGCAGAGUGUCCUCUGAGGUGCAGCAGAUGUGGGCGCUGACAGAGAUGAUUCGGGCUAGUCACACCUCCACGAGGAUUGGCCGCUUUGACGUGGAUGGCUGUUAUGAUCUGAACUUGCUUUCCUACACGUGAGCAGCAGAAUCUACUUGAGACAUUGGCCUUCUGUGCCCGUCCAGGCGUGGUUUGGCCAACAGAGGCUGAAGCGUGUUCCCUGUGCAUCCAAAUUUUAUCUGGACAAAAUUUACAGCUUGGGAAUUCUUGACACUCACUAGUUGUUGGAGCAUGAAUUUCUAAUGGGGCCACUUUCUGUCCUUUCCUGUCUGACAUGCAAAUUCAGUCUCUUUCUCUCAAAAUUCACCAGUUCUACUUAGAAGCCUUGAACUUCUCCUGUCUGUUCUGCCAAUAUGCUACCAUUUUCCUCAUUGCUGAGAUAAACCUGUUCCAUGUAGCCUGGGAACACAGUGCUGUUUUGAUACUCAUGACCUGUGAAGCUUGAGGAAGAGACGCCCCCUAUUCGUUCUUUUGCUCCUGCUCAUGGCCUUUUUUCUUUUGUAUUAUAUCUGUAAGAAGAAAAUGUUCCAGGGUCAGGCAUGGUGGCACAUACCUUUAAUUUCAGCAUUCUGUGAAUUCAAGGCCAGCCCGGUCUACACAGUGAAGCCCAGGCCAAUCAGGGCUACAUAGUGAGACUCCGUCUUUAAGAAAGAGAGAAAGAAAGAAAGAUACAAAGAAAGAAAGAGAAAAUGCCUCCCCCACCUCCUUUAAGUUUGUCUGCUACCAGCCUAGGAGGUGAAGCUGGGGUUUUUGGGAGCUUGAGUGCUUGGGUCCCUGAACUGGCUCCUGAAAAGUGUUUUCUGUCAGUUCUGGGCCAGUGCUUUUAGUGCAGCUGGGGCCUGAGAAUGAGACGGCCAACCUAUUUGUGAUCAGACUCAGCGAAAAGCACACCCAAGAUCCUUUCCCCAGUUGCUUCUGCCAGUCAUGCUCAGGAUGAUAAGAGAUGGACCCUGGGGCGAAUGUGUCCAAGUGAGCAUCUCACUGAUGCUUUUGGAGGGGCUGAGGCCCUCUCCUACCCCAGCGCAACCACUAAACAAAGACAGCUGCUGCCCUUUCCUGUGAUCAAAUUUUGAUUCCCUCUAGUUCUUCCUGGCUUUGCCCCUGGGAAGGAUUGUUAAGCAGUCCUGGAAGGUGUCUCAGACCUGGAAAAUUGGACAUGUGUAUGUGCCACCAUUUUCUGGGACAGUCUAGCCACUUUUUGGUGGCUACCCUGCAUUUUGAAGGUGGUGUCUUUCCGUUUUUGCUGAAAGGGUGAUCACCAUAGUCCUAUGUUCAGGGAACAAUGGUCUUCAGUGUGCAUGAGUGAAGAGGAUCCUGGGGUGGCAGGGACCACCCGUAAUUCACAGCUGUGUUUCUAAGUUCCCAGCACUGGAGCCAGGGUACAGUAAGAUCAAUAAAUAUAUGUGGAAUACA
Psammomys obesus (fat sand rat) is the source of this 2039-nucleotide messenger RNA. RefSeq names its product nicolin 1, tubulin polyglutamylase complex subunit (gene Nicn1). Bases 66 to 707 code for a protein of 213 amino acids. Lineage: Eukaryota; Metazoa; Chordata; Mammalia; Rodentia; Muridae. The record is from RefSeq and is a predicted model, not a curated record. The transcript has 6 exons. Gene Ontology annotation, cellular component: nucleoplasm.